Messenger RNA from Trichechus manatus latirostris (Florida manatee), 939 nucleotides. RefSeq names its product pleckstrin homology domain containing J1 (gene PLEKHJ1). The record is from RefSeq and is a predicted model, not a curated record. The coding region runs from base 53 to 499 and encodes 148 amino acids. Gene Ontology annotation, biological process: receptor recycling; retrograde transport, endosome to Golgi; endosome organization. Gene Ontology annotation, cellular component: trans-Golgi network; early endosome; recycling endosome. Lineage: Eukaryota; Metazoa; Chordata; Mammalia; Sirenia; Trichechidae. The transcript is spliced from 6 exons.
GCGGCCGAGAGCGCGGCGCCCGGAGAUCGGCGUUCUCCCCGCCGGCGGCGCCAUGCGCUACAACGAGAAGGAACUGCAGGCGCUAUCCCGGCAGCCGGCCGAGAUGGCGGCCGAGCUGGGCAUGCGGGGCCCCAAGAAGGGGAGCGUGGUGAAGCGGCGGCUGGUGAAGCUGGUGGUCAAUUUCCUCUUCUAUUUCCGGACGGACGAGGCCGAGCCUAUCGGAGCCCUGUUAUUGGAACACUGCCGAGUCACCCGGGAAGAGCCCAGCGGCUUCUGCAUCAGCUUCGUGGACACGGAGAGGAAGUACCAUUUUGAGUGCUGCAGCGAGGAGCAGUGUCAGGAGUGGAUCGAGGCGCUGCGCCGGGCCAGCUAUGAGUUCAUGCGGAGGAGCCUCAUCUUCUACAGAAACGAGAUCCAGAAAAUGACGGGCAAGGAUCCCCUGGAGCAGUUCGGCAUCUCCGAGGAGGCCCGGUUCCAGCUAAGCAGCUUGAAGGCAUGAGCCCCCAGACUGGCAAGGCCCCUGCUCGGGACAGGACAGCCCUCCCCGCCACCUCUCGCCCCCCCCGAGUGGGCUGGGUUUGUGGUGGGAGGUGUUCUGUCUUCCCCCAAGGCCGGGUGGGGUGCAGGGCUGCCUUUUGGAAGGAACGCCCAUGGACUGGCCACCCUUUGGGGCGGCUGCUGCUGUAGGGUGCGGGGGACAAGCGUCCACGUUCCGGCGUCGGGCCGCCCGGCCCCCAGACCCCCCGAGGGGGGCAGGGGUCCCGCCGGCUGAAUGUAGUCAGACUGUGAAGCUGUGAAAGGUGUGGGGAGCGCGCCGCCUGCCCCGAUGUGAACUCCUGCUGAUGGAGAGGCGAUGCCGUGGCCACGCCUCUGGGCAGAGCUGGACAGGGCCACCCUCGCCCCUGCGCUCCUGUUGAAAUAAAUAUACCUCUUUUCACU